GCCAUUACUGCAGCUGUGUUGCUCAGACUAACCCUUCCAGCGCCACGCCGGAGCCAUGUGCGGCCAGAGGCCGGCGCAGCGCGAGCUUCUCACACACAUGUUGACGGAAGUCGCCCCUGUCAACCGUCCUGCUUUUCCGGUGUGUGGUGGCACUCAGAUGUGUCGAGUGACUGUGGCAGCGCUGGAAGGACCGGAGAACGUGUUAUUAUAUCCUGCGAGAGAUAACGCUCCACCUCUUGAGCUCGGACACAAGCAAAACCACCACCAACAAACAGAGGAAGAAGCAGUGGGCUGUUUCCACGGCACGGGAGCGUGUCCGCGGAUGUACGCGAGCUAAGCACGUUGAAGCCGGCUAAGCACCUUCCACCACUGACCAGAGGGGGGCAGCAACACGCCGAGAGCGUCUACCCUGCCGAGCACCGAAGAGGAAGAGGAGGCAGGAAGCUGUGUGGUUGUCCAUCAUGGCAGGCAGAGGUGGCAGAGGGCGAGGAAGAAGCAACAUGACCUUCAGCCUGGAAAAUCUGGGGAUCGGUCGAGGAGAAGCUUUGCCCCCAAGCAGCCUCCAGCCUUCGCCCUUGUUCCCACCCAUGACUUUUCAGCCAGUGCCCCUGCAGACUGGAGAGGAGGUGGAAUACAUGCUGGCUCUGAAACAGGAGCUGAGAGCCGCCACCAAAAACCUGCCCUACUACAUCAGACAGAGUGCAGCCAGAAGAGAUGUCCUUCGCUACUCUGACAAAUACCACAGAGAUGAGGCCAGAGACAGUAUUAUGGACUGGAGGCCAGACUGGAGCAGGUUACCUAAUGAGCUUUGCAUCAAAGUGAGAAAGUCUCAGAAAAAAGCAGUUUUACCUCAGCUUAAAGGAACCAAAACAACCACCAGUGGGAAAGAGGAGGUCUUGUCCAAGCUAGAGUUUUUGGAAAAGAAAGAAGAGAUAGUGAACUCUGAGGAUGAGGAGGAUGAGGAGAAAAAGAAAACAAAUGAAGAGGAGGAGCAGGAACAGGAAGAGGAGUUGGAUGAAGAGGAGGUGGAGGAGGAAACAGACUAUAUCAUGUCUUACUUUGACAAUGGAGAGGACUUUGGAGUAGACAGUGAUGACAAUAUGGAUGAAGCUACAUACUGAGACUCCUGACAUGGGGACAGGACCUUUGUGUGGACAUGAUGCAUCUGGAAAGAGGAUGGUCGGCCUUGGAGACAGUGUGUAGUUUUGAUGGGAGACUAGACUCUGGAAUUUCAUUUUAGACUGCUAUUUAAUGAUCUGGGAUUGUGAAUGUUGAAAAUUACUGUUCCAACUGUGGCUGUCAGUCUUUGGUUAUUAAAGAUUGUUUGCUGUAGAUGCCAAAAAUUGAAAACUACAUCACUUUGUUCUGCUAUGCAGUAUUAAGAUCCUGCUUCAACACCCAACACAUUUUAUCUAAUUAAUACUUGAUUUAUCAUGUUUUGAGUGUUCAGUUCAGUUCAGUUCAGUUUUAUUGUCAUUUCCAUCAUACACCUUGGCAUACACAGAUAUCGUUCUCCAGAUGGUGAUGCUCAAACAAGCACCUGGCAGGCACACUGAACAGUCACUUCACAGAACGAGCAAAAUAAGACAUUUAAAGACACUUUUAAAAGACAGAAAACACCACAUGUGGACACAUUAAAAACACAAGGAGCAGACCAGGUUUGUGUUACAGUUAGGACUGUUUUUCUUCUCUCUUAAGGAAAGUAUUACAAAUACAAUUUUGAUGUUGUAUGUGGGGGAGUCAGAUAUAGCAAAAGCUGCCUCCAGCCUCCUUUUACAGAGCUCACCCAGAGGUCCCAGAUUAAUUUGUGGAGAGUGUUGAGGCCUGAUACAGAUCAUUUUUAGACGGAAGUCAUCAGAUUCUGAUAUUGUGUGCAAAUGUUAAAUAUCUUUAAGUUUGACCAUUUUCAUGGCAAAGAAGUUUGUGCAUUUA
Molecule: messenger RNA, 1932 nt
Organism: Myripristis murdjan (pinecone soldierfish)
Lineage: Eukaryota; Metazoa; Chordata; Actinopteri; Holocentriformes; Holocentridae
Product: DNA-directed RNA polymerase III subunit RPC7-like
Exons: 8
Coding region: 462-1121 (219 amino acids)
Biological process (GO): transcription by RNA polymerase III
Cellular component (GO): RNA polymerase III complex
Source: RefSeq, a predicted model, not a curated record